This is a messenger RNA of Bombyx mori (domestic silkworm), 1329 nucleotides long. Its product is annotated as malate dehydrogenase. The transcript has a single exon. Lineage: Eukaryota; Metazoa; Arthropoda; Insecta; Lepidoptera; Bombycidae. Gene Ontology annotation, biological process: carboxylic acid metabolic process. Bases 203 to 1237 code for a protein of 344 amino acids. Gene Ontology annotation, cellular component: cytoplasm. The record is from RefSeq and is a predicted model, not a curated record. Gene Ontology annotation, molecular function: L-malate dehydrogenase (NAD+) activity.
AAAAAAAAAUAUUUGACAGUAUUUUUGAUAUUUUUGACGGAAGUACCUACAGUGAACAAAGAGAAUAAAAUCACUAUGCUUUAUCAGUGAACUUAACACCAAUUAGUACCUACAGCAAAUAUCAUGACCACGCAAUAAAAAAGUCACAAAAAUAGUAAAAUGUGAUGUUAAAAAACAUAUUUUACAAAAGUAUUGAAAAAAAAUGGCCCAAAAAAUAUUUUGUUGUUUAUUUGCAACGCAGCUAAAGAAAAACACACUGAUCUUACAAAAAAGAAAUGUACAAGUAUCUGUUAUUGGAGCAGCAAGUGAUAUUGGUUCAUAUGUGUCUCUCUUUCUGAAGCGAAAUUCUAAAGUAAGCAAACUACAUUUGUAUGACGACGAUGAUAGAAUUAAAGGCACAGAAUUGGAACUAAGCAAUCUACCAGGUGGGCCUUCAGUUUCUGCUUUUAUUGGAGAUACUAAUUUAGAACAAGCCAUCCAUUCAUCAAAUUUGGUUGUAAUGGUCUCGCGAAUGCCACGUAAGCCUGGUAAUACAAGAGAACAAAUGCUCGGGGCUAAUGCACCAUUGAUUCAAAGACUUUGCAAAGCCAUUGCAGCUCAAAAUCAGGAAGCGUUUGUAGCUAUAUCUACCAACCCCAUAAAUUAUCUGAUACCUUUUGCAAGUACUGUAAUGUAUAAAUACGGGUGUUACAAUCCGUCCAAAAUGUUUGGAAUCACGCAUAUAGACACGUCAAGAAGUCGAUCAUUUGUUGCUAAAGCGUUGAAAAUUAACGCACAAGAGAUACAAGUACCGGUAAUAGGAGGUCAUUCUGACAAGACUAUCAUACCGCUGUUUUCGAAUUUAACUCCUCGAAAUUAUCGUAUUGAACCAUGCCAAGCUGAUAUGUUAACGAGACUGGUGAGGAAAGCCGGCACAGAAGUAGUUAUGCACAAACAUGGAGCGGAAUCUUCGACGCUGGCAAUGGCAUGGUCUAUAAAUGAAUUUAUUGAUAUUAUCUUGGAUGCAAUACUUGGAUAUAGAGUGGUAGUCAACUGUUAUACUGCAAAUUCAAAUUUUGGUACUAAAUUUUUUGCCGGACCCACUAGUGUUGGACCGCACGGAAUCAUUCAAGCAUGUUGUCACUUUCCUAUGAGUGAAUUUGAAAGCUACCUGUUAAAUCGCUGUAUACCAAUUUUAAGUCGUGAAGUGCUAGAAGGAGAGAAAUACGUAGAAUUUAUGGAAAAUGUUAAAGGUUAAAUUUGACUUACAAUCAUUUGAUACUUGAAACGAUUUUUUUACAUCCUUCUGUUGUCAUAAUUUAAAAUCUAUGAAAUGAACAAUACUCUGCA